AAUUAUAUUGUAUUAGGCCGCACGGUGGCCAAGUGGUUAGCAUGUUGGCCACACAGUCAGGAGAUCUGGAAGAUCUGGGUUCAAAUAUCUGUUGGACAUCACUGUGUAGAGUUUGCAUGUUGUCACCGUGCGUGUGUGAGUUUUCUCCAGCAGUACUUCCUCCCACAUUCCAAAAAUAUGUGUUAAGUUCAUUGUUAGGUUAAUUGCUGACUCUAAAUUGUCCAUAGGUGUGAAUGGUUGUUUGUUUAUAUGUGCCCCGCCUCCUGCCCAAAGCCAUCCCCACAGCCCAAAUGAGGAUUAAGUGGCAUCGAAAAUUAAUGAUUAUAUUAUAUUAUGUUAUGUUGUAUUAUGUUAUAUUAUAUUAUAUUAUAUUAUAUUACAUUACAUUACAUUACCUUUCAUUUUCAUACGUACUUUGGACUAAAAAUUAAAAAAUUACAUAAUAAAAAAACUACAAAAAUAAUAAAGGAAUAGUCUUCAAGUAUUCAUCUUCAUUAAAGAAUAAUAUUUUUGACAGCAAUUUAGUCAAUAAUAAACCUUAAAUGUGAUGAGAUGACAGUAGCUGAUGUCACGUUCCUUAGGCUGAAUUAGCUGCGCCUCAAAUGGUUGCAGCCGAGUAGUGCACUCCAUUUUGCGUCCAUUGCUUGAAAAUGUGAUCAGUUAACAAUCAUUUCCACACACAAACACUGCAAACUACAACUAAUUACAACAAUGAGCAUACUUUUAAACUUACAUAUUAAGUCAUGGUUAAUGGCUUCUUUUAUUUCAAACAUGCUUAACAAAGUUCCAUUGAAGUACAUCACAUGUUUGCACAAUUCAGCAUGUCCGAAAAGCAGUAGGAAGAAACAGAAUUUAUUUAAUCCUACCCCUUUUCCACGUCUCAGCAAUUACUGAUAAAUACAUUGUAGUGUCCAAACUAUUUGAGUAGAUUCAACAAGUUUACUUAUUAUUAUGGCCAAGUCUUUAUAUUAUCAAAUUAUAUUAGCGGUUUAAAAAAUGAAAAGUGGCAUAUGCUAGUGCAUUAGUUGUAUUAUCUUCAAAAACGUAAGACAAAGGACAGUAAAGCUACUCUGACUGGACUCACUGUAUUUAGACAUUUACAAUGUGUUUUCUCUUAUGCAUUCAGAAUGUAUAUUUACUAUUCCACAAGUGAUGCUGGCGAGUAUUUUGUGUACACCUGUUUUGACAAGAGGCCAUAAAUCACCCUCAUUCACUGCCAUUACUCCAAAGAAAGAACCUGUAAUGAGUAAUGCCAGCCAAUAAAAUGGCACAUCUAAUGGUGAUUUACGAGGCUGUCUCUUUCUAUAAGCUCAACACGCAUAUUUAGCUGGUCCGGCAUAGCAUGGGGCAUAAAAUUAAAUUAAUGCCAUGGCCACUGUUUAAUGUCUCCCUUAUUUCAACCUCAUUUUGUCAUCAUCACAACCUUAUUGGCGUUUUUGGCAUUUUCAGAUAAUAGCCUUUGUCCACUGUCACUCAUACUGAAAAGUUUGCCAUAGCUCCCGCAUAGUUUGUGCAGGGUCAAAAAACGUAAUGGUUGCAGAGCCAUUUUGAUAUUUUUAAUAUUGUAAAAAGUCAAAAUAGCAAUCCAACGUAGAGCUUAUGUAUGGUUAUAGAAAAAACAGCCCACAUGUCACCUUUGUGUUAUCGGCAACAAAGCAUGUUAUUAUUAGUGUUGUUCGUACCAACAUUUCAACUUCUUUUUCUCGCUAAUAAUGCCUUUUUGCUUUUAUUUCCAUAGUUUAAAAAAAAAAAAUGCCGCAAGCCAAAAAAAAAAUUGCUGUCUGUCGCAAAUGGCCCCUGUGCCACGCUUUCGACCCCAUUUAACCCUAAUUUUGACCCUUUUUUUGACUCGUGAAAUUAAAGUCACACUUAAAUGGAACAGUAAAUAUAAAUAUAUUAUUGUUAUUAGUAAACAGUAAAUAGUUUUUUUCAAUCACAUGUGCAAAAUAGCUGCAAACUGUUAUUUUUACUGGGUGCUUAUAUUUAUGAGACAAAUUAGUUACAACAUAUCAGUGAUUCUAAUCAAAAGAGACACCAUUAGUCAAAGAUGAAUUUUAUCCAUUCAGACAGAAAAAAUACUCGAGGAAACGUUACUGUAAAUCCCGUCAACAGUAAGGAAGCAAAUUAGCCAUAAGACUCAUAAAUCCAUACAAAUGUUUGGUCUCAUAAGAUAUCCAACACAAUUAUUUCUGCAAGCUCCCCCCUGCCCCGUUUCUAUUUCUUGGUCGAGACAGCAAAAUGGGGACAACCCAAGUCAAUUAAGGUGACGAUUAACAUAAUUCGGCCUGCAUUGCGAUUAAACCACGCUAAUAAUACCCAUUCCCUUCUCGCAGCUGAACUAACAUUGCCUUUAUUUAGCUGCAUGGAACAGUUAGCGUGAAAGAAAUGUGGUUUAAUGGGGUUGUUCUCAGUGGGGGCCUCCCCUUUUAAAUAGGGAAUGGAACAAACCACCAUUUCCAUGUCCUUACACCCCUUGCUAAUCUGCAUGGACGCAAUGGCGUUCCGUCUCCUUCAACUGGGAAUUGUUCACUACUCUGGAUUUGACAUGCCCAUUGAAUCACGUCCCAUCAUGUACAGUCAAAAGCAAACCCUUGGACUUAAUUUAAUGCAAAUCAGUAUCAAAUCCUAAAGGUUAUGUGGGGCAGCUGCCUGCUUCAAACGGGUGGGUUGGGAGCAGUUUUGUUUUUGUCAGCGGUGACGAUGAUGAAAUCAUUUGGUCGACAAAGCUUUUUUCCAUAACAAAAAUGAGACGGGGAAAAGCUAAACAUGGCUCUUUGAUGACUAAAACGUGACAAGUCGUGUGUGAGUUUUUGUUGACGAGACUGGACCUAAAUGUUAGCGGGUGGUCUAUCAGACGUUUAAAAUGCAUGACAUGUCUGCUUAUUGUGUGUCUUUCAGUCAAAACCUAAAACGUAGCAAUGCAUCCUAGCUUAGCAGGUAAUGCACUUCCUGCUCAACAUGCCGGUGGCCGGUGACUCGUGAUGUGUCGGUCGCGAAUGAAUCGGCUCUAAGACCUAGCUCUUUGAAAUUAACGACAGGAGCCAGCUUGCGUCGUUGGGAGCCAAUUGAGAGCCGAUUAGUUUUUUCCCCAUCUUUUUUUCUGUUAAAGUGCGAUGUCAUAAGAGCGGGGUUAAACACACACAGCACACGCAGGAGUCUUUGAAUGCCAAUCUUCAGUAAAGACACAACUGUUACCAGUAUGCUGCUUUUUCUUUUUGUUUUGCACUUUUUAAUUGUUAUAAUUAUGUUUUGUUGUGUGGUGUUUUGUUGAUGUUGUGUUGUUUGAUUGUGUAUAGUUAGACAUUUUCACGCAGAGAUUUUGCAGAGACCUUGUCUAUUGAGAUGGGUCUUGUAUUUUAUCAUGUUAGAUUUUUUUUAGCUGUUCAUUGAGGAUUUAAAUAAAUCCAUUUAAAUAAUAAACAUUUCAUAGGAUUUAUUUUUCACAUUAGUAACGCUUUUGUUACACAAUACACAUAAUUUGGUAAUAAAUUAAUUUAAGACAACAAAAUUAAUCUGAGGAGCCACUUGGAAGCCUAAAGACCCGGCUCUUUUUAGUGAACGGAGCCUAAAGAACCAGCUCUCUAAAAAGAGCUGAAAUUGUGUGGUUGUGUGUGUGCGACUUGGGCUGGAUAUAUUUUCACCACGUUGUGUUUUACGGCUUUAAUGUAAGGAGCGUUUUAAAAUGCCAGAUGAUGACGUGCAGGUUCUGAGUGAAAAAAGACAAGAAGCACGUUUAUUGUCGGACCCAGCUCGUCUUACAGACAUUCUCAACACACUGAGAACACACUUCCGGCCUUGAAAAUAAGGGCGCCGUUUGCCCCAUGUCGUCUAACUGUGUAAACAAAAUAAGAGUAUCAUAAAAAAUAUUUUACACAUGCAGUUGGGAUUGCAUCAGUCACUACAUCUUCCUUGAUCACAAGCACGGGCAUUACAGUUUGUUGAAUAUUUUGUAGCAAUGUGUGCAGAGGCUGACAUCCCAUUAGAAAAGUUAGCCAGUCUACAAUCAUUUCUGAAUAACUGGGCAAAAUUGUCCAUUGGUGUAUUGUAUCAAUAUAUAUAUAAGGAUUAUUUCAUUUAAUUAACAGGCAUUUUAUUCACUAACCCAUAAAGCACACACGCUGUGCUGGUAAAAAUAAGUGUAAAAUGUAAAAAAAAUAAAAACGGGAAAAACAGAAUUUGGGAAAAAAUUAAACAGAUUUCAUAGUGCCCUACGCAUGGUCCAGCGGUGGCAGAGAAAGGCAGAGCAAAGACAACAAAAGACAGAAAAUGAGCAUGGCUGAAAGCGGAGGAGAAGCAGAGACUAUAGACGAAGAAAUUGUUGCUAAACAGGAGGUACCUCUGUAAUAUGGAAGUGGUUUGGUUUUGAUAGAGUAGAAGUGGAGCAAGAGACCAUAACAUGCAAAGUUUGCAAAGCAACGGUGACGACAAAAGGUGGGAACAUGACAAUUUUUUACUACCAUCUCAAAUGCAACACAAAGUUGAGUACGAAGAGUGUGUCAUGAAGCUUGAGACAUAGUCAGCCAGCACGUCUACACUUACCCACUCAAAAAUACCACUUAAUUGGUAGGCACUAAAUGCACUUGCUGUAUUGCAGUUUGUUACCAGUAAAUCAAUAAAUGUGCUUUACAAUUUGAGACAAGUGUAUUUAAUUAUAUAGGUUAAGGUUUGUAGCUUUUUAUACAAGACUCUGCUGAAUUUACUUAUAUCGUCAUAUUGUGAUACAUCCCAAAAAUAUUGUGAUACAUGCUAUGGUCCAUAUCGUCCAACCCUAAAAAAAGAUAAUGUUGUGCAUGACUGAGUCUGAAGUUGUGAUUUAACCCCACAUCGUGAACAGGAGUGCGGAUAUAAUCAAUGCUAAUGACUCAGGACCUCCUUAUCUGCUGUAUGGACCACAACAAAGGUCACAUCUGUUGUGAGGCUGCCUCAUGAUGAAAAAGUGUAAUUUUCCCUUUUAAAUAGGUUCCCUCCAUUUGCCAUCAUCACUGUAUGGAGGCAACAACCCUGUAGCAUUGAAACAGUAAAAGACUAAUAAAUUAUAGCUAUUGUUUUCAUAUCAUUCCAGGAAGGAAAGAUGUUAUAGUUGAGUGUCCUCAGGGGAGCAUGCAGGUGGGAACCCUAAAUAGAAAGAAGGAAGAAGGAGGGGUUAUAUGAAGGAUGUUCUUGGUGUGAAUAAUCAGUGUCUUUCUCGCUUCCCCCUUUCUCGCUCACUCUAGCGCUCUUUCGCUCUCUUACAUGCUCACGCACACAGAAGAAUACACAUUUGCUCUUCAGACACACUCAGCAUCCACUUCCCUUGCGCUCCGCCAUCUCAGUAAAAAGGGCAUCAGGACCAGCAGAGCAUGACACUUUUAAUUGCGGCACAUACGUCCCGUUCUUUGCUUGCGCCACUUUGAAUCACAGCCACAAUGUGUCACUGACAAGAGGACUGCCAUUUCACCUCCGACAGUCCAAAGAGGAGCUUCACUAGAGGAGGUGCGCUGUCGGGAUUUGUCUAAACUUCCCUGAUGGGAGGAACACCGACAAGAGAAACCCAGAGCUGAACACCGAAGAGAGUGACAAGCGGAGUAAUUCCAAAACACGUGGAGAUGCUGUUAGGUGCUCUAUCCCAGAACCAGGUCCACCCUCUCCUGAGUUCUUUGCCUCUGUCAGGCCGAGCAAGCCUUCAGCCGCAGAACCACCUGGAGCACUUCCUGCCACUCAAUAUCAGCAGCUCCUCGCCCUUCAGCCUUUUUUCUCAUUUCAACACGAUGGAUCCGGUGCAAAAGGCGGUGAUCAACCACACCUUUGGCGUGGCUCCGCCCAGGAGAAGAACAGUUAUCUCCUGUAAUAUUUGUCACCUGCGCUUUAACUCUACUAGCCAGGCCGAUGCCCACUACAAGGGUCACAGACACGCUCGCAAGCUGAAGGCCUUGGAGAACCAGAGGAACCGACAGCGGAACGGGCAAAGUGUACCCACAGUGGAGAAGGAUAGAGGCAAAGAGACCGGGGCGAUGGGAGGAAGUGGACCACAAAGUGACAUGCAGUUAAAAGAAGGAACAGUGUGCUCAGAUUUAAGCACAUCGUCGCAGCAACAGGAAAAUGGCCCCGGGAGUUGCCUGGUGCACACCCCCUCCUCCCAGCUCACAUCCAUUGACUCCUCUUCAAGCCGGUCACCUCAGCCGUCCCAGCACAUCCCUCAGCUUUGCUAUUCAACAUUGGAGGGCCCACAUAUGGAUGACUGCACCCCACUACGACCCACUUCAAGAGCACAGUGUGAUCCUCAGGAGCCCCCUGCAGGAGGUGAAGAAGAAUUGGCCAAGGUGUAUGCUGAAGACGACAAAAAUGACAAGAAACAUCUCCACUGUCCUACAUGUAAAGUGACAGUUAAUUCUAGUUCCCAAUUAGAAGCACACUGCAGUGGCUCUAAACACAAACAGAUGAUAGACAUCCCGAGCAGCAGCCAGUCGCACCGCAGGGCCAAAAGGACGUCAUCGCCCAGGCACACUUGCCAGAUAAUAAAGCAGAGAACAGGCAGCAAGACCAAAGCGCUUGUGGGCAUCGCCAGCAAGCGCUUUCACUGUGAACUGUGCCAGGUGGCCGUCAACUCAGAGACGCAGCUCAAACAGCACAUGAACAGCAGGAGACACAAAGAGCGUUUAGCCGGGAAGCCUGUGAGGGUGAGGGUGAAGGUCAAGGCUAAAUUCACCCCUUUUAAUAAACUGCAGCCCACCACUGCAUUAGCGACUAAACUUGCCUUGCAGAAGCAGCUGUCCAAGGCCCUGCCGGCAGGGUUCCUGACCAGCCCCCUCAAUCCAGCUGCUUUAUGCGCCAUGGCAUCUGCACCACUGGCGCUACGACUACCACAGGGUCCUGCAGCCAUCGUCCACGGUCCCCUGAUAAGCCCCACCCUCUUCAGGCCUGCUCCGGGACCUCUGAGGCCCACUCAUGCACCCAUUAUCUUCUCUCCUUACUGACAGCGAGGUCCUGAGUCAAUGUCACAUUUGACACAUCAUAGCACAGAAUGCACACUGAAAGCCAUAAUACUGUAGUUAAUAUUUUUUGUAGUUAAUUUUUUUUUGUUUUAUUUAUAAAGAACAAUCUACCAUGACAAAGGAGUGUGUAAAUGUGAAGCUUUUAUUGCCAAAAUUAUUUUUAAUUUAAGCUUUCUGGUUGUACUUUGGGGGGAAAAAACUAUCAUUCCUAUUCUCUCCACAAAUGACUUGUCUUGUUAAGCACAAAGGAAAUGAUAGUGGAGUAACUUUGAAUUGUUGGAACUUGGUCAUAGUCAUUAAUGAACGUUCCAUCCGUCUGUGUUAAUGUCAUGUGCUAUAAUACAAAACCAAGAACAGAUUAUUUUAAAUGAAGUGGAAACUGUUUUACUUAAGCCAUUAAAGCAAAUUCUUCAGAUACUCCUGUACCUUUUCUGCAAUACGAAGAAGAAUGCUGGUCUUUGAUAAUAGCUCUCUUAAAAUUGUUCUUAGAGAUUUUGUUUUAUAGAUGUUGCCUCAUUACCAUCCUAUGCAAUAUGUUUUCACCUCAACUUAAGGCUAGUGUAAAUGUGCAAUCAAUAGCAAUAAUAUAGAAUACAAUGUGACAAUAUGUGUUAAUAAUGUAUUCUGCGUUAACUUACUACAGACUAGUGCUUGUGUUUUUUUUUUUGCACACAUUCAGUUUAAUGCAAAUAUAACGCUUAGUUUGUGUACUACUGUAUAUGAAUACACUGGUGUACAAAUACAGUGGUGGGUAAGAAAUGCUAAGACAAAAACGUGUUUCAUGUGUAUAAUUUAACAUUUUGUGAAAUAUUUUGGAGAAUGUGGCUAAAUACUAUAAAAUGUAAAAAUAAAACCAAGCACAUGACAUUUAUUACAAUAGUGCACACUUGCUACUUUAACAUACACUAGUGCCCUCUAUCGGUAAGCCUAUCAAUUCCAUGGUAAAAUUACAGAUAAUGUAUUAUAUGUACAUAUCAAAUUUACACUCUCACGACUGUUUAAUGCAAUUAAAGAAAUGUUUUUAUGAUUUUUAUUUCAUUAUACAAACGAGGAAGUUAGCUAUUAACCUACCCCCAAAAAAAUCGUCACACGCAAGUGACAUCACGUUGUGCAGUGAUGAAAAGUUCGGCUCUUUUUAGACAAACGACCCUUUUGCAUCGAUUCAGUAAAAUGUGGCUGAUCUUUCUGCUC
Dunckerocampus dactyliophorus (ringed pipefish) is the source of this 8162-nucleotide messenger RNA. Its product is annotated as zinc finger protein 385C-like. Gene Ontology annotation, cellular component: nucleus. Bases 5586 to 6953 code for a protein of 455 amino acids. Gene Ontology annotation, molecular function: nucleic acid binding; zinc ion binding. NCBI's taxonomy places the organism in Eukaryota, Metazoa, Chordata, Actinopteri, Syngnathiformes, Syngnathidae. The transcript has 8 exons. The record is from RefSeq and is a predicted model, not a curated record.